UGUACUUAAGAGGUGGGUUUAUUUAAAUUUUAAUUAAAUUUAAAAUAUAACCAAGUAAAUUUUAUAACUGAAACCAAAUUUAUGAGAUUGUUUAAGCUUUAAUUUACUUCAAAUCGUGCUUUCAAAGGAGACGGAAUGUAUACGUCAUCGAAAUUGUUCAUCUGGUAUUUAUUUAUUAUUGGCACAUUUCUACUUAACGCAUGGAAAUUAGAAGGAAAAACAGUUGCUCAAGUGAAUAUUACAGAAAGCGAAAAGCAACGGAUUAAAAGACAGCAAAUAGAAGACGAUGAUCCUCCGGGUCUUUGCGAUUUCGGUUCUGGAUCUUCUUUACAAUUUUGUGGUUGGAAUAAUCCUCCGAAUACCUCGUCUCGUCUACAGUGGAAAACUGGACAAGGAUUGACUGCAUUUUGGUUAGGAGGACCCCGCACCGAUCGUACGUCUUCCGACGAAAACGGUGGUUACGUUUUCUUCGAAACAUCCUUCGAACCUCCAGACACGAGCCAAAUUUCUACAGGAGUUCGACCGGGCCAAGAUAUUUCUCUUACAAACAACAGACCAUAUACUCCAACUAUCAAUAAUAAUCAAGUCGACAUGAAUUCUCCGGAUUCACCUAGAGAGAGUGCCAUAUUAAUUAGCAGAAAUAUCAGUCGUACGGGUCCCGGAGGACUGUGUCUCAGUUUUUUCUUUAGGAUAGAAGGACUUAGUGCCGACAUGUUAUCGAUUUUGUUACGAGAUAUGGAAACUAACGAAAAUUCAACUCUGUGGGAAAGCAGAGAUAUCUUACGAGAAGAUUGGCAGAAAGGAGAAAUUGCCUAUACUUAUGGAGGAUUACAUUUAAUUUUGUUUGAGGCGAUUCCUAAAAAAAUUACAGAUCCAGCACGAGCAUUUCGUGGCUACAUCGCUCUAGAUGAUAUUCAGUUCCAACAAUUGGAUAAAGAUGCCCCCGAUAAUUGUCUCGGUCACUGCACAUUUGAAGGAGGAUACUGUGGAUGGAUUAAUGCAGAUGACGAUGAUUUCAAUUGGGAGUUAGGAAGAAGUAGCCAUAGUUUCUUAACGGGUCCGUCUAGAGAUUUCAAUAAUUUCGGGAAAGGUGAUCAAACGGGUGGCUUUGUCUUUAUCGAUGCAUCUUUUCCCAGAAGACCAGGAGACAAGGCUCGACUGACCAGUCCUGCGUUUCAAGCAACCGGCGAUAAUAAUCCAAUAUGCAUGCACUUUGCCACCCACAUGUUUGGCAACGGCGUUGGUGUUCUUCGAGUUUUGCAGAAAGUUCAAGGGGGAGAAAAGGAUCGCGUCAUCUGGGAAAUAAACGGAGAAGCUGGAAAUAAUUGGUACACUGCCCAAGUUUCUGUUUCUUCUGCAACACCGUAUCAAUUGAUAUUUGAAGGAAUUGUUGGAGUAAAUUCCCUGGGAAAUAUUGCUAUUGACAACAUUUCUUUCCAUCCGGGAACUUGUCCUAUAACGCCUCAAGCUGCUGCAACAUAUCCUGGGGAUUGUAACUUUGAAGAAGAUACUUGUGGUUGGAUUAAUGCACCGCCUUCAGAAGGUGUCGAUGAUUUUGAUUGGAUUAGGCAAUAUAGUUUCAGUGUUAACAGUCCACCGAAUGACCAUACCAAAGGCACUUCGGAUGGUUACUAUAUAAAUCUAUCGAGUAACUCGGAACUACCACAGAGAGGUGGGACUCGAUCUUGGUUGAUCAGUCCAAAGUUAACACCUUCUGGUAAUUCUAGGUGCAUUUCUUUCUUCUAUUACAUGUAUGAAAGAACGAUAGAUCCACUCGGACCUAGUUUAGGAAGUUUAAAGAUAUAUGCCAAACCUUCGUCUUCGGAAGGUACUAGUCAGUUGACACCGAUUUGGAGACUUAGCAAUCACCAAGGACAGCGUUGGUUAAUGGCGAGAGCACCUAUUAAUUUAGGAAAAGAUCGCACGGCACCUACUGAAGAAUAUCAAAUAAUCAUAGAAGGAAUUUGGGGUGACGGCAGGGUUGGUCAUAUUGCAUUAGACGAUAUCAGUUUUUUUGAUGGAGAUUGCUCGACACAACCAAGUAAAGGAAGAGCGAUCAAUGGCGAAUGCUCUUUCGAUCGAGAUAUGUGCGGAUGGAGAAAUGGUACUGAAAAACAAACCACGUCACAAUUGAGAAUGAGACCACAUGUUCUGGGUAAACAAAUGAGUUUAAUUACAGGUGAAGCACUUCAUUGGCGUCUGGCCACCUUAACUAACAGGCCAGCAAAUCUUCAGGAUCACACAUUUCGCGCACAAGGUGGAUAUUGCUUUUUCGAUAUAUUCAAUCAAGUAACGCCACAGAAGCCCAUCUUGAGGAGUCCCGUUUUCGAAUCUAGUAGUGAUGACGAUGCUAGUUGUAUGAGUUUCUGGUUUGCCCCUUUUGGACGUGGUGAUUCAACAACUUUGUCGAUUUAUCAUGUGGAUGCUACCGAUCCCGAAAAUGGAGAAAAAACUCUUGUGUGGAAACUUGCCACUCAAAGAUCUGAUAACAACAGACCCGAAUGGUCAUACGGACAAGUGAGCAUAGAUACAGGCGCGGAUCACAUGAUUGAAUUUGAAGGCGAAGCAACCGAUGGUGGUUUUGCGCUCGAUGAUAUUACGUUUUAUGGAGGAAACUGCCAAACUCGUCCAGAGAGAGCGAGUGUGGUACCAGCUGGAUCGGGAGUGUAACUGAAAAACUACAAAAUGCAUUACAGAAAAUAGCGUACGCUUUAAUAUUAGGAUAUUUUUUAGAAACUAUAAAUAUCGAUAAGAUAUUUUUUACCAAUAAUGAAAAUAUAUCAAUUUUUCUUUACCAUUUCAUAAACUCAUAUAGUAAUUUUUAACGUUUGAAAUUUCUUAUAAAGGUUUUAAUAAACGAAAGAAUUCUAUAAUUUUUAAACAAGAUGGAAACAAAUUUUGAAUAAUAGCCCUGUGUGUGCUUCAUCAUAAGGCUAGGGUUGCCAGCUAUUAUAAGGCUAGGGAUAAAAUCAAUGGCAAAAUGAAUUCUUCCCGAAAGACAUUGGGAUGCUUCAAUUCUAAGACAUGCAAGAUGUGUAUUUUUACUCUGCCAGUGACAAAAAUACAUUUAAAAUGUGGGAAAAGAUAUACUUCACUAUAGGAACAGUUUUUUAGAAUACAGAUGUCAUGUCUCUAGAUGGUAAUUAGAAAAAUCCGGGAAAUCCUUAAAAAAAAACUGGAUAGCUGGCAACUUUACAUAAGGCAUACAUAGAUAUAUCCUAAUUUGUUCAAAUAAUGGUUUAAAUUUUAAAGUAUGAAUUUUUGAAGAAGCAAUUUCAGUAUACAUAAAUUUCUGUUUGUACAGUUUUUUAAAGUGUCAAUCGAAAUUAAGUCUUUGAAAUUCGCUUGAAAAGAAAGCUUCAUAUUAUUUUCAUUGAAGUGAUUACGA
Messenger RNA from Centruroides sculpturatus (bark scorpion), 3388 nucleotides. Its product is annotated as MAM and LDL-receptor class A domain-containing protein 1-like. The record is from RefSeq and is a predicted model, not a curated record. Bases 136 to 2670 code for a protein of 844 amino acids. NCBI's taxonomy places the organism in Eukaryota, Metazoa, Arthropoda, Arachnida, Scorpiones, Buthidae. Gene Ontology annotation, cellular component: membrane. The transcript is spliced from 18 exons.